CGUUUCCCUUCAAAACAAAAUUUUCGGUCAGGAAUAAAAGUGGUGAAGGUUGCGAUAAGAUGGCUUCAAAAAAUCUUCCAUCGAAUGGUAAACGCUCUCUCCCUGACGAUCAUACGCUAUUCGAACGUCAAGAAAGGGCGCUUGCGGAAUAUAAACUUCAUGAUCUGAGCCAUGUUCUGAUGGUCGAAACACCGGAGGACCUGGCUCAACUGCGUUCGGAUUUCCUAGGUAAUACAGCUCAGUCUGCUUCAUUAAUGGGUUAUCCUACAUACGCAAAUCGUGCCACCAGUUCUUCUGACCUGGCGGACAUACAUGUUAAGCUUUGGGAACAUGUUUUAAGAAUCCAGAAUGAAGUACUCAGAACCCCGGAGGCAGCUGUUGGUAUUUUACCAGCAGUGAACUCCAAAACACCAUUGACGGCUGACACUGCUGUUGAUCAGAUGCCAUCAACGUCAGCCCCAUAAUCUUACCAAAGUUUGUGAAAUAAAGUUUCGCCUUGCUACAGCGUGCGAAAAAAAAACA
Molecule: messenger RNA, 522 nt
Organism: Uranotaenia lowii
Lineage: Eukaryota; Metazoa; Arthropoda; Insecta; Diptera; Culicidae
Exons: 3
Coding region: 60-464 (134 amino acids)
Source: RefSeq, a predicted model, not a curated record